Messenger RNA from Megalobrama amblycephala (Wuchang bream), 2375 nucleotides. RefSeq lists its product as uncharacterized. Gene Ontology annotation, biological process: base-excision repair. Gene Ontology annotation, molecular function: DNA-(apurinic or apyrimidinic site) endonuclease activity; phosphoric diester hydrolase activity; double-stranded DNA 3'-5' DNA exonuclease activity. NCBI's taxonomy places the organism in Eukaryota, Metazoa, Chordata, Actinopteri, Cypriniformes, Xenocyprididae. The transcript is spliced from 2 exons. Gene Ontology annotation, cellular component: nucleus. The record is from RefSeq and is a predicted model, not a curated record. The coding region runs from base 77 to 1702 and encodes 541 amino acids.
CCUGAAUAUAGCUGAAGGUCACUGACGAAAAACAUUAAGCCAAUUCUUACUCUAAGGAUAGUAAUAAGUUCCAGAGAUGUCUGAAGAGGGCCAUCGCAUGGAAUCAGAAGCAGGGCAAACGCUUCGAUUUGUCUCCUGGAAUGUUUGUGGGCUUAAGGUGAAAAUAAAUGGAAGACGAAAGUUAAACUUUGUUUUUGAAGAGCUCAAUAGACAAAAUGCUAAAAUUGUCUUUUUGCAAGAGACACAUAUUGGAAGUAAAAAUCACAAGAUAUUAAAAGAUAAGGCUGAGGCUUUACAAUGGAAAUGUUUCUUUACAGUCUAUGAUUCUCAAAGCAAGGGAGUAGCCAUCCUGAUUAAAGAAGAUGUUCCUUUCCAGUACUUUUGCCAUGAUGAAGAUUACAGUGGAGGGUAUCUUGUACUCUUCUGUCAUCUCCAUGGUGAGAUGUUUACUCUUGUUAAUGUGUACAAUCACAAAGAUGACAAAGAUGUACUGAACAGACUGCAGGAUUACUUGAGGGAAAUGGCUGAAGGGGUGCUUAUAGUUGGAGGUGAUUUCAACGAAGUUCUGGACCUUAACUUUGACAGAAAUUCUGCUGGAAAACAACUAUGUCAUUCACCACUGUGGGACCCAUUCAAGAAAUUCACCACCUCUCUAAAUCUUAUGGACACAUGGGCAUACAGUAAACCCACAGUUAGGGAAUUCACAUGUUCAAGGAUAACUGCUUCAUCUAGAAUAGACAUGUUUCUGUUGCCAGAAGACAUCAUAAAACAAGUAAGUGAUCUUGUAAUCAGCAAAACUGAAAGAAUAGAACUGGAGAGCACACGCAAUGCAAAUAUGAGGACGAAUAGGUCUAUCUCAGAUCAUGAGCCUCUAGUUUUGAGUAUGACUCUUAGUGAAGAGACAAGAAAAGGAGAAAUGCCACAAGUUGCGGCAUGUUUAGAAAAUGAAUAUACAUACGAUAGAGAUAAAAUAUCAGGAAAGAUUAAUGGGGAAGAAAUACUGAGUGUGAUCAAGUCUUUGACUGACUCUGGGCAGCAAUACAUUGAUGACAACAGUUUGCAAGAUUACAAGAAGCCUUACUAUCCAAAAACAGAAAUAUUAAAAAUACGUUUCAACUCCUGGCUAACAGGUAAAGAAACAUCUCCACAUUUCAAAGAACACACCAGUUCAACAUACUUAAAUCUGGAUUAUUUGAUUUUUGCAAAGGUCCUGGCCAAACGUCUAAAGAUGUUACUGGUCUGUGAGGAAAAGAACAGAAUAAAUACAAAAACCUGUUACAGUCUGGCCUUUUCAGAAAAACCGAUACACAUCAACUGGAGAUUCUUGAAGAUGUGCCUCUUAUUCCUGUGCGAACAUUGCAAGUCUAACAAGCUUAUCUCCCUAAAGGAUUUCAAUAUCCUAGAUUAUAUAAUUAAUGAGGAUACAGAGCAUUUCAGCAUUUUAGAGAGUAUUCUCCCUAAAAGCAGUAAUUCUGAUGAUCUCAGAGAGUUACAAGAGGGCUGUCCACUCACUACGGCCAUUCUCAGUUUGGUCCUGAAAUAUCUGGAGAUACGUUUGAGAAUUAAGUUCAAAUGCAUAACUAAUAUCUGCCACUACAGGCAAAUAUUAGUCUUCCAUCCAUAUCCAGAUGAUCCAGAUUUUAAAAUAAUGAUUGAAGAAUUUGGACUUGGAAUGAACCUUUCAGAAUUAAAAAUGAACUAAAACAAACUAUUUUUAGUCACAACUGUUCUUUGUAGCUGUCUUCUUUACAUAUAAAUAGCAACACAAAAGCAGUUCUGGGUUUGAAUGCAAACAUCAGACACACCCAUUAUUACUUGAAUAGUGAAACCAGCUUUUAUACUAUUUUCUGUUUAUUUGUUAAAAUAAUUACGUAAGUUGUAAAAUGUAAUGAAUAAGAAAAAAUAUAAGUAAUAGAAGCAAUACGUACUGUAAUGCAUCUCUUUUUGUUUUGUCAUAGAGAGUUUUAAUGAAAUGUAUAGAUAAAUGGUUCUGUGUGCCUCUAUGUAUCAUGAUCUUGAGAAUUUUGUAUGAUUUUAAUCUGAAGAACCAAGAAGAGUUAAAUCUAAUGAUGUUUGUCACAAUUUGUUAACCCCACUGGGCAUUUGCAGUGGUAAAAAAAUUAAACUUUGAUUUGUCUAUGUACAUAAUGUAAUUGAAAAUUAGAAGGUGUAAAGUUUUUUUUAAACAGCAUUAUGUUGUACUUUAUAUAUAAUUUGUUCAAUCAUUAAGGAGAAAAAAUCAAUUAAAUGUAUAGAUAUAUUGUACUGUAUGUAUCCCUCCUGAUCUUGAGGAUUUUCUAUUUUAACCUGAGGAACUAUACACACACAUUGACUUGAUUCAGUGCAAUGGAUUUAUAAAUUUCUAAUGAACUGCA